Messenger RNA from Conger conger (European conger), 1684 nucleotides. RefSeq names its product glyoxalase domain containing 4 (gene glod4). The transcript has 10 exons. The record is from RefSeq and is a predicted model, not a curated record. Lineage: Eukaryota; Metazoa; Chordata; Actinopteri; Anguilliformes; Congridae. Bases 38 to 934 code for a protein of 298 amino acids.
CUCCACUGAAACGGCUCGCUGAACUAAUUUAUCGAUAAUGUCGCUAAAAAGAGCCCUUCACUUCGUUUUCAAAGUGGGCGAUAGAGCCAAGACCGCCACCUUCUAUCGCGAUGUUCUUGGCAUGCGAAUAUUACGUCAUGAGGAAUUUGAAGAGGGCUGCAAAGCUUCAUGCAAUGGUCCAUAUGAUGGGAAAUGGAGCAAGACCAUGGUGGGUUUCGGAGCAGAGGAUGAUCAUUUUGUGGCAGAGUUGACGUACAACUAUGGUGUAGGGGAGUAUCGUCUUGGCAACGAUUUCCUGGGCUUGACCCUGCAGUCCAGCCGGGCAGUGAGCAAUGCUAGGAGACUGGGAUGGCCCCUUUCUGAAGCUGGAGAGGGAAUCUACCUGGCAGAGGCCCCUGGGGGCUACCAUUUCUACCUACUGGACAAACAGCAGCCCAGUGAAGAUCCCGUGCAGAAGGUGUCCUUGGCUGUUUCAGACCUGCCCCGCUCCACGCACUACUGGUCCUCGCUGCUCGGGAUGCAAGUGCUGGAGAAAAACGCAGAGAAGAAAACUGUGCUCCUGGGAUUCGCCAACAAUCAGUGUAAGCUGGAACUUCAGGACAUUGGUGGGACAGUGGAUCACGGCACCGCGUUUGGUCGCAUAGCGUUCUCCUGCCCUCGUCAACAGUUGCGUGAUAUUGAGGCUGUCAUGAAGAAGGAGAACCAGAAGAUUCUCACACCGCUCGUCAGUCUGGACACUCCUGGCAAGGCCACUGUUGAAGUGGUCAUACUGGCUGAUCCGGAUGACCAUGAGAUCUGCUUUGUGGGCGAUGAAGCAUUCAGGCAGCUCUCUGUGAUGGACCCUGAUGGAGAGACACUACUGGAUAAUGCCAUGGCAGCAGACAAGAGUGACGAGUGGUUCGCCAAGCACAAUAAGCAGAAGGCCACAGCGUGAGCGCGCGGCGAAGUGCAGAAGACUGACCGUGCCUUCCUGAGUAUGCAGUAUGCAGGGCUUCCCCACAUCAUAGCACUGUCCAUUCCAGAACACUGACAGCACUGGUGAAGCAAAAUCAGAGUAGGGGAUGCAGUGCGCCACUGCUUAAACCUCUUCAAAAUACUACCCCCAACACACACACACACACACACACACACACACACACUUUUCAUGUAGAUGGAAAGUAGAAUGUUCAAAUCAUGUGAAACAUGAUUAAUGGUUUGAGAUUGGAGUUGCACUGCUGAUGUUGUCUGUUCACUUCAGAAAUCCUUUGUCAUGCAAAAAUGCUUGGCACAGAAAAGGAUUAGGGGAGAUUCAUCUCAAUGAAUUGUUUAUGUUAUUGAAUGAUAUUUGAACGAAUGAACUUAAAAAAACUGGGUUAAAAACUUCAUAGAUGGAAAUGAAAUGGUUGUUUUCGCCAGCUUAUUUAUUACAGUAAUGAUAUGCCAUUAAUGUUGGUGGGAUAGUGCCAUUGCUGAGCCUGUCUGAGUGUAUUUCAGUGGUGACUACCACUCUGGAUUAGCAGGACAAACAUGUGAUAAUUGUUCUUUUUCAGUCUAAGAGAGGGCUUGUACGCUCUGGCCCAGAUUUGUGGACAUAUCAUGACAUUGAUCUAACUUGUGUUACAAAUGUCCACAGCCAGACCAAACAGACCUGAUAAAGAUUGCAUCAAAACCUUGUCAACAAUAAAGUUUCUUUUGGGAGCAUUAA